AUGUCAUCCACAAGCACUACGCCAUUAUCUUCCUUAGUGUCUCUAGAUACACUAUUUACAAAUCCCGUCUUUGCCGGUGGUAUAGGACUUGGUGGGUUAGCAGCAGCAACUGCAGUCCUUCGCCGCUGGACAAUUAAGAGUGUAUCUCUUUUAAAGCGCCGCCUACUAGUUAAUUUAGAAAUCAGCAAACAGGAUCAAUCUUACCAGUGGAUCCUUGCAUGGCUGACGUUGAAUCGAUCGACAGGUGGCCGAUUUACAAAACAGCUCACGCGCAUUAACCAACUAUCAAUGCGAACUGUCGCAGCCUCAGCGGAAAAACCGGCGCGAUUUUUAGCCCAGCCUGGUUAUGGAAGACAUAUCCUGAAAUAUCAAAAUGCUUUUGUAUCGGUUAAUCGCAUGAAAGAUGGAAAAAGCUUCAAUCAUUCGACAGGGGAACCUCACGAAACAAUUACUCUUACGACUCUAUACGCUCAUCGCCACAUAUUUGAAGAUAUAUUUUCCGAGGCUCACAAGCUGCAACAAUUAGAACAGCAGGGAAAGACCAUGAUGCUAGUACCGCGGGGUAUGGACUGGGUCCCAUUCGGUGCACCCCGGCGGAAGCGACCGCUAGAUUCAGUGAUUCUUGACCAAGGUCUUAAAAUGAAGAUUCUAUCAGACGUCAGAGAAUUUUUAGACCGCCAGCAGUGGUACGUGAACCGUGGUAUACCAUACCGAAGAGGUUAUUUACUAUAUGGGCUGCCUGGAAGUGGAAAAAGCUCAUUUAUCCAAGCCUUAGCAGGAGAGAUCGACUUCAACAUUGCUAUGAUCAACUUAAGCACCAAAGGUAUUACGGAUGAUAAAUUAGCAGACCUUCUCUCUAGAAUCCCGCCCAAAACAAUUUUGUUACUCGAAGAUUCAGAUGCUGCAUUUAUAAACAGAAGACAAGUUGAAUCAGACGGUUACAACGGCCAAACUGUCACAUUUUCUGGCUUGUUGAAUGCUCUUGAUGGUAUUACAGCUGGCGAGGAACGGAUAACUUUUCUAACGACAAAUCAUAUCGAUCGUUUAGACCAAGCCUUGAUCAGACCAGGAAGAGUAGAUAUGACAGUGAGAAUUGGGGAGGCAUCAAGAUAUCAAGCUUCGGAAAUGUGGACUCGAUUUUAUGGAGAUGUCGACCGUGAUUCUACAGAACGUGAAAGGUUCCUUCAAAAGCUUGAGGAUCUCAAACUCAUAUCAGACGCAAAGAACGAAAUAAAGCCUGAAUUUCAGACAAGCACUGCAGCUAUACAAGGCUUAUUCCUAUUUAAUAAAGACAAUAUGUAUGGGGCAAUCGAGCAAGCUGAAGGGCUUAUUCCAAGGAUAUACCAACCAGAAGUACCGGCGGGUAUAAAAAUAGCCGCAUAG
Molecule: messenger RNA, 1383 nt
Organism: Blumeria graminis f. sp. triticale
Lineage: Eukaryota; Fungi; Ascomycota; Leotiomycetes; Helotiales; Erysiphaceae
Source: the annotation of a GenBank genome assembly